AUAAUAUUGUAAUGCACAAAUAUAGGGCAUUUAGAUGAACUGAAACACUCGCCGGAGUCUCUAUUGCCAUGGCUACCGAAAUCUCAAUCAACCCGGAACCGAUCCAAUCCUUCUUCUCCAAGCUCGAGGCUCGUAAAGCUCUACUAUCUACCAUCGCCGACAUCCACAAAACCCUAACAUCCCAUUUCUCCGCCGUCGACCGAGCUCUCUCCCGAAAAUCCGAAACCCUCGACGCUCGGUUCAGCUCCUUGCGGCAGAAUACCAAUAAUGCCCUCACCGACCUCAGGAAUCGCGAGGAUGGCUUCCCGGAACGCGAGAUUUCCAUCGCAGCCCGGGUCGAGGUGCUCAAGGCGGCGGCGAUUGCGGAGAUCGAGAGCCCCGAUACGGCGGGGAAUUUGAAGGAGAAGAGCUUGCCGGAGAUGAUGAGAUUCUACUGCAGAAGAAUGGACGCCAGUGGGCUCAUGAAGUUUCUUUUCCAGAACCGGAGGGAUUCCGCUGCUUUGCGAUCUGAGAUUCCUAAUGCUGUCAAAGAAUCAGUCGACGCCAUGAGGUUGGUUUUGGAUGCUGCUGAGGACUAUGUGAGGAUGAAGGUAGAGGGGAAGUCUGGAAUGGCAGAUAGGAGGCGAGCAUGUGGCAUGUUAAUUCAGUCUGUGGUACCAAUCAAGGAGGGAGGUGGUGUUGUGGCGAAGACUUUAAAGGAAAAGGCAGCAGGUGUUCUAGAGAAGUGGAAAGGUGUUCUUAGAAGUGGUGGGGAGAGGUGCGGCGGAAUCAGGCCAAAUGAAGCAUCAAUGUUUUUGCAGUUAGUGGUUGGCUUUGGACUAAAGCAGCAGUUUGAGGAGGAUUUCUUAAGGAAACUGAUAGUGCAAUUUGCCUCUAGGAGAGAUAUGCCAAGACUUACUAUUGCUUUAGGUUUUGGGAACAAGAUUGCAGAUAUUAUAGAUCAGCUUGUGAAGAGUGGCAAGGAGCUUGAGGCAAUAUAUUUUGCUUCUGAGUCUGGAUUAACUGAACAGUAUCCUCCAGUUUCACUUCUUAAGUCAGCUCUAAGGACCUGCAAAAGAAAUGCUAAAGACACAUCAAAGAGGGGCAAUUUUAGUGGAGCUGCAGUGGAAAGGGCGAACAAAUUGGAGUUGGAUGCCACUAGGGCAAUCAUGCAAUGUGUGGAAGACCUCAAGCUUGAAACCCAGUUUCCUUUAGAUGGACUGAAAAAACGGGUAGAGCAACUUGAGAAUGUCAAGUCAGGAAAGAGAAAGAGCUCCUCUGUAUCUGCAAGCAAGCCCCCAAAGAAACGGGCGCUUGGAGGUGGAGGUGGAGAACGAGAACGAGAAAGAGGCGGAGGAGGAGGCGGUGAUGGUGGUAGACGCAGUGCCCCUUCAUCCUCCCGGCCACCCAAAUCUGGAAGGUUUUCUGGUGCUUCAGCCCCUGCCUACCCUAGAAAUCCUCGAGCACAUUUGCCCCCACCACACCUGUCCAGAUAUUCCGGACCAUAUGGUUAUCCAAACCACCAACCCAUAUACGAAGGGCAUGUCCCCCCCUCUGCAUAUGGACCACUAUAUAAUGAAACUCGUGCACAGAGCCACGCAGCCCACGCUGCAUAUUCUCAACAGUAUGGAUAUUCUACUCCCGAUGUCGCAACCGGUCCACCAAGGGGUGCUCCACAUUACGCAGAAGGAGCACAAGCACCAGGAACCUAUGAACAGUAUGGGUAUUCUGCUCCGGAUGCCACAACCGGUGCACUACACACUGGUCCACACUAUGUAGCGCAAGCGCAGAUAAACUACGGGGGAAGUCCAGCUGCACCUUCUCAACAACAAUACAUGUAUUCUCCUCAGGACGCACCAGGCGUGGCUAGUCAUGAAGCAGCACCAGGAUCGUAUGGAGGGCCGAGUGAUUAUGCUACAUAUGAUUAUAGUGCUGCGGCCGCUGCAGCUGCAGGUGCAACUGCAACUGCAGCUGCAUACCCCCCAAGUUCAUACCAAACACAGUAGUCUAGAGUACACAGGGCCAAGAUGAUAUUUAGCUACUUGUGUUCUGCUGCUAAUGUUCUGCUGUUCCAUAAAGUGCCCCAUGUCUUUUAACUUAUGAAAUACUAUUUUGCUUUAUAUAAAAUGUUUGCAAAGAUUACUAUUUUGCCUCAAGAAAGGUCAAAGAAUAUGAAUUCAUU
Molecule: messenger RNA, 2161 nt
Organism: Ipomoea nil (Japanese morning glory)
Lineage: Eukaryota; Viridiplantae; Streptophyta; Magnoliopsida; Solanales; Convolvulaceae
Product: FRIGIDA-like protein 4a
Exons: 4
Coding region: 69-1985 (638 amino acids)
Source: RefSeq, a predicted model, not a curated record